AUGGCAAGGUCCAUCACCUUUGCUGUGAAAACAUCCUCUCAAAGAGCAAACGCUGCAAGUGCACCUGCGCCUGUGGCGCUGAAUGCGCCGACUGGAGUACGUAGAUCCAUUGCCACCGUCGCGGACGCUUCAGCCGCCAUCGGCAUUGCUCGUACCCACUCGUACCGCGUCGUCGUUGUCGGUGCAGGUGCCGCCGGCCAGGCGGUUUCGCAUCAGCUCGCUCUUUCGGGCUUCUUCGACGCUGGCGACUCUUCCGCGCAGAACAUCCUCGUCAUCGAUCCGUCAGAAACACAUGACUAUCAGCCAGGAUGGACGCUCGUUGGGGCUGGACUUAAGCCCAAAGAAGAGUUCAGGAAGCCGAUGCGCGAGUUGUUCGCUACUUCCUCGGAAGACGCACAAGGACAAUCGAAGAUCGAUCAUCUUCAAGAUGCGGUUGAGAGCUUUGAACCUGAGAAGAACCGCAUCGAGACGCGGGAUGGAAGGACGAUCGAAUAUGAGCAGCUCGUCGUCUGCCCAGGCAUUCACAUUAACUGGGCCGGCAUUGAAGGUCUAGAAGAGGCACUGAGAGAUGCGAAAAGCUCAGGCGUAAGCAGCAUUUACAGCUAUGAUACGUGCUCUGACGUCUUCCCGCUGAUCACCUCGCUGGACCGAGGUCGUGCAAUCUUUACACAGCCAGCAGGGUUCAUCAAAUGCGCCGGAGCGCCACAAAAGGCCAUGUGGCUUGCUCUGGACCACUGGAAGCAACGCGGUGUCUUCAGUCCAUCAGAUCCUUCGAAAGGCGUACAGAUCACAUUCGCAACCGGUAUGCCCACGAUGUUCUCUGCACCUAAGUACAGCAAAGUCUUAGAUGAGAUGCGUCAGGAGCGCCAAGUCGAAGGGCUGUUCCAGCAUGACCUGGUUAAGAUUGACCCGAAGCGCAAAGUAGCAACUUUCAACCGUCCGGACGGGCAGUCGCCUCUCGAAAAGCAGUACGACUUGCUGCACGCUACACCGCCCAUGGGUCCGCUCCCGUGGAUCAAGUCGUCGCCUCUGGCUGCUGCUGAAGGGGGUUUCGUCGACGUCGAUCAAGCCACCACCCAGCACAAGAAAUACAAGAACAUCUGGUCCAUCGGCGAUUCUUCAAGCUUGGCCACUUCCAAGACGACAGCUGCGAUUGCCUCUCAAGCGCCUGUGCUCGUCGCCAAUCUGCUCCAAGCGCUCGCUAGCGAUGGCAAGGCGAUGUCAGUGGCUGCAUACGACGGCUACACCUCGUGUCCGUUGCUUACGGAAUACGGCAAGGUUUUGUUGGCUGAAUUCAAGUACGGCGGAGUGCCGAAGGAGACGUUUGGCAAUGCUUUUGGCAUCGAUCAGGCAGUACCAAGGCGCGCUUUCUACUACCUCAAGAAAGACUUCUUCCCUUGGGUCUACUUCAACUCGCACGUAAAAGGCACAUGGCAAGGUCCCAAAGGAUUUCUGAAUGCCGCCAAGCUUGCGCCUUCCAGUGCGAGUAGCGCGAGAUCGAUUCACACUGCCUCAAGGCCAUCCAUAUCGCCCAGACGCUUUGCCUUUGGCAAUCAGACACGCACCUUCAGUUCAUCCCCCGCAACAUCGCGUAACACGCCUGCUCGUCGACCCCGCGACCCUCUCGCAGUUGACCGCUCAGCUAUGCACCAUCGUCUGCCAACCGGCGAGACAUUCAUCGUCCGUCCCCCCCCGAGCGCGCCGAGCCCUUACACCUCGACGCUGACGCCGAACCCGAUCCUUGACGGCAUUGCCGCUGCUCCACCUAGCCCCGCUCUGCCACCGCCCAUCAAACCCCGUACACGAUCAUCCGUCUUGCCGGGAAGCCAACCUUUGACUGCUCAGCAAAUUCUGCAACUUCAAGCGCUUCGCAAAGAGGACCCAUUGAAGAACACGGCGAGCAAGCUAGCCAAACAAUUCGGCUGCUCGCCUACCUUUGUUCGCAUUGCUGCACCAGCGCCGAAGGAGAUCAAAGAGCUCCGCUCCUCUGCACUCGAUGCCUUGCGUCGCACCUGGGGUCUUCGCAAGCAAGUUGCCAGGACUGAAAAAGCUGAGCGCCGCAAGUUGUGGUGA
Messenger RNA from Tilletiaria anomala UBC 951, 2073 nucleotides. Its product is annotated as FAD/NAD(P)-binding domain-containing protein. The transcript is spliced from 2 exons. Gene Ontology annotation, cellular component: mitochondrion. Gene Ontology annotation, molecular function: FAD binding; sulfide:quinone oxidoreductase activity. Bases 1 to 2073 code for a protein of 690 amino acids. The record is from RefSeq and is a predicted model, not a curated record. Lineage: Eukaryota; Fungi; Basidiomycota; Exobasidiomycetes; Georgefischeriales; Tilletiariaceae.